Molecule: messenger RNA, 909 nt
Organism: Vicia villosa (hairy vetch)
Lineage: Eukaryota; Viridiplantae; Streptophyta; Magnoliopsida; Fabales; Fabaceae
Product: metal tolerance protein C2
Exons: 7
Coding region: 130-759 (209 amino acids)
Biological process (GO): intracellular zinc ion homeostasis; zinc ion transport; transmembrane transport
Cellular component (GO): Golgi apparatus; membrane
Molecular function (GO): zinc ion transmembrane transporter activity
Source: RefSeq, a predicted model, not a curated record
UUUAUGUGACUGUGAUUCAAGUAAACUGUAGUGAGCUUCUUCCAUUUUUAUCUCGUGUUUGGUGCAUGACAUCUCAUUCGGUAGAUUACAUCAUGUGCACUAACAUAUUGAAUUCUCUUCUUCGGUUGCAUGUGUAGACAGCUGUUUCUUUUGUUUAUGUCAUUCUCCCUAGCAGUUGAAGCACUUCAUGCAUUUGUACAAGAUGAAUCAGAACACAAGCAUUACUUGAAUGUUUCUGCAGUGACCAAUUUAUUUGUGAAUCUCAUUGGCGUGUGGUUCUUUAGGAACUAUGCUCGGAUAAAUCUUGCUUACAGAAAUGCAGAAGAUAUGAAUUGCCACUCUGUUUUCCUGCAUGUUCUUACAGAUUCCAUUCGCAGUGCAGGUUUGAUAUUGGCAUCUUGGUUAUUGUCCAUCGGGGUUGAGAAUGCAGAAGUGUUGUGUUUGGGACUCGUUUCUGUUGCAGUCUUUACUCUAGUUUUGCCUCUCUUUAGGGCUACUGGCGGUAUCUUGCUCCAAAUGGCACCUCCUAGCAUCCCAACUACUGCUUUUAGCAAAUGCUUGAGACAGAUUUCUGCUCGGGAAGAUGUAUUGGAAGUAUCCCAGGCCCGUUUUUGGGAAUUGGUGCCCGGUCGUGUGGUUGGUUCACUGUCGAUGCAGGUAAAGAAAGGAGUGGAUGAUGCGCCAAUACUAGAAUUUGUGCAUCGUCUAUACCAUGAUUUUGGUGUGCAAGACCUCACGGUGCAGAUUGAUUAUGCAUAAUGAUUAGGUUGUCUCAACACAGUUUCAUCCUUAUGAUUAUUACCAAGGGUUGUAUGCACAUUAAUGUCAUUGUUUGUUACUGCUGAAAGGAUAGUAGCAUAACUUCUUAUUUAAGAAAUGGUUGAAUUCAACAUAAUUUUUUAUCGGAUA